This is a messenger RNA of Staurois parvus, 854 nucleotides long. The record is from the annotation of a GenBank genome assembly. Lineage: Eukaryota; Metazoa; Chordata; Amphibia; Anura; Ranidae.
GUACAGGAGAGGAGUGUACAGGAGGAGUAUGGUAUGACAGUGAUGGGUAUGUACAGGAGAGGAGUACGGAGGUAUGACAGUGAUGGGUAUGUACAGGAGAGAGGAGUACGGAGGUAUGACAGUGAUGGGUAUGUACAGGAGAGGAGUGUACGGAGGUAUGACAGUGAUGGGUAUGUACAGGAGAGGAGUACGGAGGGGGUAUGACAGUGAUGGGUAUGUACAGGAGAGGAGUACGGAGGUAUGACAGUGAUGGUAUGUACAGGAGAGGAGUACGGAGGUAUGACAGUGAUGGUAUGUACAGGAGAGGAGUACGGAGGUAUGACAGUGAUCGGUAUGUACAGGAGAGGAGUACGGAGGUAUGACAGUGAUCGGUAUGUACAGGAGAGGAGGAGUGGAGGUAUGACAGUGAUGGGUAUGUACAGGAGAGGAGUACGGAGGUAUGACAGUGAUGGGUAUGUACAGGAGAGGAGUACGGAGGUAUGACAGUGAUGGGUAUGUACAGGAGAGGAGUAUGACAGGAGGUAUAUGUACAGUGAGAGGGUAUGUACAGGAGAGGAGGAGGAGGAGUGACGGAGGUAUGACAGUGAUGGGUAUGUACAGGAGAGGAGUACGGAGGUAUGACAGUGAUGGGUAUGUACAGGAGAGGAGUACAGGAGGUAUGGUAUGGGUAUGUACAGGAGAGGAGUACGGAGGUAUGACAGUGAUGGGUAUGUACAGGAGUGGUGUCUCUCCUGUUAUUCUGUCUCGGACACAUCAGAGGAACAUGGUGGGAGAUCGGCCUGAAUGUCCUUCCUAGGAGGGAAUACCGGAGCCAUUCUGAGGCCCAUUUAAUGGCCGCAAUGAGGAGGAAACCA